Saccostrea echinata is the source of this 611-nucleotide messenger RNA. RefSeq names its product ficolin-1-like. Lineage: Eukaryota; Metazoa; Mollusca; Bivalvia; Ostreida; Ostreidae. The transcript is spliced from 4 exons. The record is from RefSeq and is a predicted model, not a curated record. Bases 51 to 611 code for a protein of 186 amino acids.
UUCCGAGUCUUAGAGGAAGAGAUGGGAUUUAUCCAUUAAAAAUAGCCUCCAUGACAAAGUUUGUGUACUGUGACAUGACAACGGAAGGGGGAGGGUGGACGGCAAUACAAAGAAGACAGGACGGGUCUACAGAUUUUUACCGGACGUGGUCAGAAUAUAAACAGGGAUUUGGGGAUCCCUCUAAAAACUACUGGAUUGGAAAUGACGCAAUCUAUGAGUUGACGAAGAACAAGGACCAGGAACUACGGGUUUCCCUUCAAAGAUUUAAUGGUGACGAAGCAUACGCUCAGUACUCCACAUUUUAUGUCGGGGACGAGAACAAAAAAUACAAACUCACUGUGUCGGGAUAUUCAGGAACGGCAGGUGACAGUUUGACUUAUCCUCACAAUGGUAGUAAAUUCAGCACUAAAGAUCAGGACAAUGACGUUAGUAGUGAUAACUGUGCUACAAUAAUUCACGGAGCCUGGUGGUACAAGUCCUGUUACAACUCCAACCUUAAUGGAGAGUAUGCACAGUCUGCUCUGACUGGUGGUAAAUACCCGGUAUGGUAUCACUGGAAACAAACUGAAGCAUUAAAACAGACUGUAAUGAUGAUCAGAUACAAAAACUAA